Mya arenaria is the source of this 3001-nucleotide messenger RNA. Its product is annotated as ornithine decarboxylase-like. The record is from RefSeq and is a predicted model, not a curated record. Gene Ontology annotation, cellular component: cytoplasm. NCBI's taxonomy places the organism in Eukaryota, Metazoa, Mollusca, Bivalvia, Myida, Myidae. The coding region runs from base 356 to 1759 and encodes 467 amino acids. The transcript has 12 exons. Gene Ontology annotation, molecular function: ornithine decarboxylase activity.
UUCAUUUUACUGACAGUUUGGAUGGUGGUGCAUCGGACGAAAACGUGGUUUAAUUUGUUAAAUAUGAACUGAUAUAUUUAUUUCUCAAUGUGUAGAAGAUAACCUGGCAAAAUUACGUCCAAAAAGGAAACGAGAGUUCAGGGUUUGGUAGCACUUAGAAAGGGUGGAUUGUACCCCCAGUUUACACAGUGCCCUGAGGGGUCCGUUCCGUUAGCGAGGCUUAACUUUAACGCAGACCCACCCUGGGAACCCAGCUAGCGUCGGCUAAAAGCAAGUGUUCUCACUGGCCAGAGUGCUUAUACAACCAUUCUUUAUCUGUGCUACCAAAUAUCUGUCUACUAUCUAACUGUGAAUCAUGAAGACGUAUAUGGAAACCACACCUAUUGAGCUUCAUCCAUUCAGCCAAUCCAUUCAUUCCAUCGUAGAGCAGCAUGUCCAGGCAGCCAACAAAACAGGUGGAGAUGACCCUUUCAUUGUUGGAGAUCUUGGGGAUGUGAUCUACAAGUAUCGCAACUGGCUGCGCAAUCUACCGCGUGUCAAGCCCUUCUACGCUGUUAAGUGUAAUGAUGACUCUACAGUGUUGAAGCUGCUUGCUGACCUGGGAGCAAACUUUGACUGUGCGAGUAAGGCUGAGAUCCAGAAGGUGUUGUCCCUGGGUGUUCCCGCAGGCCGCAUCAUCUAUGCCAACCCCUGUAAGCAGGCCUCCAUGCUGAGAUAUGCUGCAAAACACGGUGUCUCCAUGAUGACCUUCGAUAACGAGGCCGAGCUCCACAAGGUCAAAAGCAUCUACCCAGAUGCCAAGCUUGUGCUCCGUAUCCUGCCUCCCAGUAACUUCAAGGUUCAGUGCGAGUUGGGCAUAAAGUUCGGCUGUCACCCAUCCAAGGCCUUGAACCUGCUCCAACUGGCCCGCGACCUUGACCUUAAUGUCAUGGGCAUCAGCUUCCAUGUUGGUAGCGGUUGUGAGGAGCCAGAAGCUUUCUCCGUUGCCAUCCAGCAGGCCCGAGUAGUGUUUGACCAGGGGCUCGACCUUGGCUUUCCAAUGACCCUCCUCGACAUUGGCGGGGGGUUCCCCGGACAUGAGGCUGCUCCCGUCAAGUUUGAAACGGUUGCAAAGACUGUUGACAUGGCCCUAGACAGGUAUUUCCCAUCUGAGGAAGGCGUGGAGAUCAUUUCAGAGCCUGGUCGAUACUUUGUGGCCUCAGCCUUCACUCUUGGAGUCAACAUCAUUGCCAAACGUGUGGUCUCCAGGGACCAGCAAGGAGAAAAUGGCGAGUUGAUUGACCAGCCUAGCCUGUCUGAGGAGCCGGCCAUCAUGUACUACGUGAACGAUGGAGUCUAUGGAUCCUUCAACUGCCUUCUUUAUGACCAUGCUGAGGUCUCUGUCAACACACUCAAGAAUGCUGAUGAAGAUGACGAUGAGUUCAAAUAUGAGAGCAGUGUGUGGGGUCCGACUUGCGACGGUCUAGACUGUAUCCUGAAGUCCGUGCCGAUGGGAAUGCACGAUGUUGGGGAGUGGCUGUACUUCCGCGACAUGGGUGCCUACACCGUCUCUGCUGCUUCAACCUUCAAUGGCAUGCCAGCCCCAACCAGGACCUACAUGUGUGACGCUGACCUAUGGUAUGAAGUGUACCCAAAUGUUUGCAAGUCUUACCAUAAGGCCGGUGUCUGUAAAGGUCUGCCCAAAAUGAAGGCAGGACACAGUCUACAGGAGGAGUGGUCCCCUGCUCCAGGAUGUGCCGAGUCCUUUGUCUGCAACUAGACACCCUGAUGCUGCAUGGAGUGGAUUGACUGAUAGCCUUUUAGAUUGAUGGACUAAGAUAUAUGUCUUCAUGAUAAGAUCUCAGUUACAAUGUCAUUUGGAUAUUUGGCAUGUAAAAGCAACCAAAGCAUAGAAAUGAAUUAAAAUUCUAAACUUAAUAUCAGUUUUCCUGAUUGUAAUUGACUAAUUCUGUGAGACAAAUUAAUAGAAUUCAAACUCUUUUUGAAACAUCUUUUACUUUUGAAAGGUGAUGAAUAAGUCAACUGAUAAGACUUGUAACUGAGAUCUGUUUGCCGUGUUUCAUUCCCUUUCUUUCAUUUUCCCUUAUAUUCCAUGUUGAUUGUAUCAAAAACAGCUUGCAGCAGUUCCUCCAGUAGCUCAAAAUAUUUGCACAUUUCAAAACUCUUACAUAAAUGGUCUUUGACGUUAUUAAAGGUGAAACAGAGCUUUAAGGAGCUUUUUCUGUCUGCAUCAAUAUUUCCAGCUAGCAGAGGGCCUGUUGCAAGUCUGUAGUCAGCAGAUGUCAUGGAAUAGGGAGAUUGUCCUGUUCUCUCUAUUUUUGGCACAUUUUUUGUGUUUGAUCAAGGACCAACUCAUUAGGACAAUGAUCUUGUAUAUUUCAAGAUAUCCCAUAACUGGUGUUGCACUCGUUACAUAAAAACUUCUCAUUUUGAAUGUACAUGUAUUAGUAUUAUAUUAAAAGUAUUGCUUUACAUUUUCUAGUCAAGAUCUCGAUUGGACUUAUUAUUGUUCUUUAUUAAUAUGACUUGAAAAUAUUCUGACAGUUUCAAGAUGCUGUUCUUUGUCGAUGUUAGAUGCGUCUAUCUGACUGUUAAUGCUAGGAGCUGAUUUUUCUGAUUUGUCUCAGUGUUUGAACAUAUGGCCACUGAUUUUUACCAGUGUUCAUUAUGUUUUAGGCCAUUAGUUGAACUUUUUUGACAUUUAUUAUGAUAAGUUCAUACUGUUUGUCUCCAUCCGUCAUUCCGUGACAUCUGCUGUGCUUGUAACCCAUGUGGUAUCAGUAUCUUUAACAUAUCUUUUUCUUCUAACAUAUACUCAGAUUCUUAAAAGGAAUGGUUUUAUAAGCACUGAGAACACUUGCUUAAUUUGCCUGGUCAGGGCUUUUAAGUUUUAACCUUAUAGUUGAUCUGUAAGUGUGCUGUAGUUUUUCUGCUUUUUUUGCAGAAAUAUUGCAUCACACUUCAGUUUGUUAAAUGUCGUCAAUAAAAAGUGCUGCAAAGA